Puntigrus tetrazona (Sumatra barb) is the source of this 1842-nucleotide messenger RNA. It is a transcript of the gene ndufaf3, whose product is annotated as NADH:ubiquinone oxidoreductase complex assembly factor. NCBI's taxonomy places the organism in Eukaryota, Metazoa, Chordata, Actinopteri, Cypriniformes, Cyprinidae. The transcript has 5 exons. Bases 335 to 874 code for a protein of 179 amino acids. The record is from RefSeq and is a predicted model, not a curated record. Gene Ontology annotation, biological process: mitochondrial respiratory chain complex I assembly. Gene Ontology annotation, cellular component: mitochondrial inner membrane.
GAGGAAUUUCAUCGUUGACAUUUACAGUUAUAAAUGUUUAACGUGAUAAUUAAACGAGGAAUACAGGAUAACAGUCACGCAGCGCAGGAUGUUGAGGCUGUGGCUAAAAGGAAACAAAACUAAUGUAGAUUUUUGAAUGUAAUUUUUGACCUAUUUGUGUUUUAUUAAUAUCUACACCAACCCAAAACACACCCCUUAAAACAAUGUACAAACGGUCAUUGUUGUUGUACAGUGUGAGAAAAUGUACGUCGUAUCGAUAACCGGAUGUUUACAUCUGCGGUGCGCGUCAGUGAAAUGUGUCCGUCUGCGCGCUCGAGCGUGAGUUCCGCGCGUCAUGGCCGCCGUGAGCUGCACGAGGAUGCUGUCUCCGGGAUCCGUUCACGGACUGCGGCUCGGAGCGAGGCUUCUUCCCGCGCUGAGCCGAGCGUCUCCGGCGCGGGGCUACAGACUCGGUCCCACCGACGACGAGCUCUAUCAGAAGACCACCGUGACCCUGCUGCAGAAGAGCGCCUCCACGCGUGCCAUCAUCUACAGCUACAGCCCGCGGGGCUUCAACAUCAGCGGGAACACGGUGCUCGGACCCUGCGCUGUGCUGCCCCCGGCGCUCCUGCAGUGGAACGUGGGCUGUCACACUGAAAUCUCGGUGGAGAGUCUGUCUCUGUUUUAUCUUCUGGAGCCUCGUAUCGAGGUUCUGGUUCUGGGAACCGGGGCUCGCUCCGAGCGUUUGGAUCGAAGUGUGCUGCACUUCCUGAAGCAGAAGGGCAUCUCACUGGAGGUCCAGGACACGCCCAAUGCCUGCGCCACCUUCAACUUCCUGUCCAGCGAGGGACGGCUCGCAGCGGCCGGACUCAUCCCGCCUCCAGCCGCCCAGUAACAGCAGAGGAUUCUGGGAAAACACGCUAUCAGUGUGUCACAUGACCUGUGAAUGGAAUGUGUGUGUGUGUGUGUGUGUGUGUGUGUGUAGAGUGAAUAAACACAGAUGAGAGGAUUAACGUGUGUGUGUGUGUGUGUGUGUCCCAGAUGGAGGCAGUUAAUCUGUCCUCUGAUAACGGGUUAAUCUGAGCUCAUGUGUGAUCAGACACACACUCCUCUUGUGUCUUUAUUAGCUCCACACACACACUCGUGUCAGCUAGCACACAAACACAACUCCAGACUAACCGUCUGACUUUCUCUCAGAAGCAAACGCAGACAUGGGCCAUGAUCAGAACAUUUUCCAUACACAGUCCAUCAUUUAAAUCAGAUUCUAGUCGGACACAAAUAAUCAGAUCUGAACGUAGCUAGAACGUCUGUGUCAAGUGUGUGGAAGGUGCUGGAAAACACAGAAAUGUGUGUUUUAAUGAGAUCCACUGCAGUCUUUGAGAGGUCAUGACAUGGAUUUUUAAAAAGAUUUGUUAUGAAUUUCUUUAGGUGUAUUUAUAAUGCUAAUAAUGUUUUUUCUAAAAAAGGUUCAGAACACAACGGUUAUUUCCAGGAGAAACAUUAUUAAAUAAUCGACUUAUGGUUUGUGAUCCAGAUCUAGUUCUGCUUCAUCUUUCAACAAACGAUUCUUCGUGACUCUGGAGCUUGAUUUAAUAAAUGCUAAGUUAAUAAUUCAGCAGGAGGUUUUAAGCUAUAUAUUUUAAUCCUUAAAGACCUCUCGAGACUAAAGAUAAAAAAAAAAACACUGAUUUCUCAUGUCAUGUCCUUUAAAGAGACAAUUCGGCCAGAAAUCUUCAUCCUGUCAUUCUUCACUCGUUUAAAACACCAAAGAUGUUCAGAAGAACACUAUGACUCAAACAACACUGUAAACAUAUAUUUAAUAUUGUUUAAAGUGCUACAGAAAUAAAGCUGUUGAGACGUUUA